This is a messenger RNA of Stomoxys calcitrans (stable fly), 11183 nucleotides long. RefSeq lists its product as uncharacterized. The coding region runs from base 9456 to 11183 and encodes 575 amino acids. The record is from RefSeq and is a predicted model, not a curated record. Gene Ontology annotation, molecular function: zinc ion binding; nucleic acid binding. The transcript is spliced from 2 exons. Lineage: Eukaryota; Metazoa; Arthropoda; Insecta; Diptera; Muscidae.
AGAACAAGUUGUCAAUGCCAAUUACUGCCAAAAAUUAAAAAAAUAUUGCAUGUCGGCUGAUUGCUUGGCUUAACCUUAUUCGGUGAAUCCUGAAAGUGCAUAGAAUAUUUAAAAAAAGCAAUGAAAUAUGAUAACAAUAUGUUUGGUUAAAUUUAAAAAGUUUGGUAUUUUUACGGUAGUCGCAGACGAUGCGAAUGGAAACAAGCUAACUAAAAGGCGGUCCGACCUUGAAGGAUCUGUUGACAUAGCCGAUGGCCCCGCAAUACCAACUGGCAGUCGAUUGGGUCCCCGAGGGCCAAGUUUGCAAAAUUGUGCGCUUGAGUUGCGUGGUUUUAACAAAUUGCUAAUCCCAACAAUCAGCCAAUUUCGGUAAAAUAUAUAUUCAAUAUCUGCUAUUGUUAUGCCACACAUGCUGAGAUAAAAUGUAGCACACCGUAACCAAGUAUUAAACUACAGUUUUACUAACGUUUUUUUUAGCUGAUGUUAAUACAAUGUUAACACAGCUGCCAGGAUUACGCAAAAAUAUUCUCAAAUUCCAUUACCAGCAAAACACAAGACACCACAAGACUUCAAACACAAACUCUUUAUUCGUAACUUAUCAAGCAAAUACAAAACCAGCAUUUUCUGGUACGUAUAUUAUUUGCUUCAUUGUAACAUUUAUAAUUUUGGCCGAAUUUUAAUCAUUUUUGGUGAACAAGUACGUAUGUACUACAAUUUCAUAUACAGCGUCGUAGAUAUGUUUAUUGGAAAAUUUCUAUGUCCGGUUAUUGUAGUAUUUCUUUAUGCACUUUCUUACGACUUUUCUCUCAAAGAUUUCCAAUUCGUUGGCUUGUUCUGUGACACACCGAAUCAAAUGCUUUCUCGAUGUCUAACGAUAUGGCGACUGUCCAAGUUUUAUUCCUCAGUUUCAGAGAUUUGGAUGUUCGUCAACAAUGUUUUCCUUUAGAACAUGCUCGAUUGAGGUGUUUACCUUUCCUAGGUUUGAAAUCAGCGAGUUAGAACGAGGUCGUCGUCUUUCUCAAAAUAGAUUUUUGUUUUGCCAGAUAUUUGGUAAAUUUGUUUGAAUGCAGAUUUGCUCUGUUUGUUCAAUACCAACUGAUUCUUUAAUAAUUAUUUUUAGCAAAUUAACUUGUUUUGAGAAAAUAAUAUAUUCCCUGUUACCAGUGCGGUGGAAGAUUUUCUUAAGCUCUUUUUGCAAAUGCAAAUUUUGCCCAUGAACAUUCCACUAAACAACGGAGGCAAACUUCUCACAUCAAUGAGUGCAGUCCGAUUCAAGUUUAAGCUCAAUGAUAAGGAUCCUCCUUUUUAUUGCCGAGUCUGAACGGCAUACCGAAGUGUAACACCCCUUUGGAGAGAAGUUUUACAUGGCAUAGUAUUUCACAAAUGUUGCCAGCAUUAGGAGGGGAAAACCACCGCUGAAAAUUUUUUUCUGAUGGUCGGGAUUUGAACGCAGGCUUUCAGCGUCAGAGGCGGACAUGCUAACCUCUGCGUUACGGUGGCUUCCAAGCUCUUUUGGCCACUGAUGCUUAAUACGAAAUAGUUUUUUCGUUCUUUCAGAAAGAGGAAAUUUGCCAUCUUUAGAAAGGUUUAUUCAAAUGACUCAAUUAAGUUAUCUAUUUCCUCGUGAUCUAUGUUAUGAUGCAUUAUGGGCAUUAAUUGCCUUGAUGAGGAUUCCAUAUCAAUCCGGAAAUUAACUCAGUUUGUAUUCUAAUACGACGUGAAUGUUUGAGCGGUUCUCAAUAAUAUGUCAGCAUUGUCCAACUGUAAUUCCAAUUUAAUAGGAAAGUGGUCGGAAAAGGAAGGUAAGGAGGAAAUUUUCAAAUCCGAUGAUGCAUGAUGAACUAGUUGAGGGCUCAACAGAAAGUGAUCCAGAAAAGAAGAACCAUUGGGAUACGAAGAAGUAGAAUCGCAUAGGCGACGUACAUCGAGAGAAUUAUCAUCUUUCUAGUUACCCAGAACUUUUCCGUUUUCUGGUUUAACUCUCCAGGCGGGGCUUUUGGAGUUAAUGUCCCCUCCAACUAUGAACCCAUCAAAGCUUUUAUUACGUUGGAGAAGAUUUUCCAAGUCCGAUGCUAAUCUUUGUGGCGGGGUGUUGCAUGGACCAUAAACGGAGCCAACAAGUAUUUUCUUCCGACAGUCAUUGUCUGUAAAUUCCAAUUGGAUUAAGGAACAAUUAAAUCCAACAUUAGUUAAAGAGACGUGACUGUAUUUAUAACCACUUCUGAUGACUACAGCGACCCCAACCGGAGAAUUAUAUCCAUUGAUUUUAACCCUUCUGUUUCUUCGCAGGUGACAUUCCUGGAUGAAAGCGAAGUCGAUGUUGUGGCAAUGUAAUAUAUUGCUUAAAUCUAUUUGGCGGUUAGCAUCAAAAAGUGAGCUAAUAUUGAAAGUCAAAAAUUUCAAGGAUCUAUGGAUAAAAUUUAGCUUUAACUUUGUGAAAAAGUCGCAAAAACUCCGUUUUGAGUCAGGCUUUGAUAUAUUUUUAAAAUUCGCCAGGAAGAUAUUAAUUUCCUGGCACUUUUUUGACUGUUGACAUGAUGGGUUUGAGGUACCUAAAAUAAGUUCGAACGAGUUCUGGCUGGAGUGACAAAGUUGGCAGAGCUGGCGCAUCACAGAUCUGCCAACGUUGGAUUGGGCAAUUUUCCUUUCUUCAAUGGCUGUUGCGAUUUUUUAUGACGCACAGCGACGUAUUUUUUUAUAUGUAGGGCAUCCCCUCCAGUUUAACGAAUGUCGAGCUUCGCCGCAAUUGCUGCAGAAUGGAUCGGAGGAAUCUUCACGGGUGCCUUGACAUUCAACUGGUUCGUGGUCACAUUUCACGCAGCUGUAAGGAUAUGAUCUGAUUUUGCAGACCUCGGAUGUUGGCAACAUUAGAAAUAUUCUUUCCAGGAAGCAAGGUUACCAGGAAAGGCCGGCGUCAACGUUUCCUUUAAUUGACUUUGUCGACUGUAUCCGUACAAAUGUUGUCCAGUUCAAUUUUGAUUUGCUCGCAUUCAGUGUCAGCAAAGAGAUUUCAAUAUUACAGACGUUUGUUUAAGUUCCUUUGGUGUGUACGAAUAAGAAUAUAUUUUUUCUCCCGCAGUAAUCUUGAAAAUAAAGCUUGCUUUUUAGUUUGCUGAUGUUUCGUAAUUGAAAAGAAAAUUCAGGAAGCGUCGUUUUUAAUUUGUCAGUAGGCAUUUUUAUAUUUACAUUGUGAAUAGAUAUGCGAGGGCACCGUUUUAUUUUUGUUUUGUCAAUUUGAAGUGAUUGUCUGGGGGCAAUAUCAAGAUCAGCCAGAACUCCAAGUAUGCCAAAUUGAUUUUGAUCAGUAUUUUGAUAGUUUGCUAGUUCUUCUGUAGAGGCUGGUACUACGUUUAUCUUGGAGGAAAAUUUGUUUGACAAGGUUACCACAUUUAAUUUUUUUGGUUUCUUUGUCCAAAAUGUUGCCUUUUUCAUAUAAAAAUUCAUAUGGCACCAACCAAUUUAUCAGCUGCUUGUGUGUGGACCGUACUCAAAUUCAUAUAUGUUGUUGCAAUUUCAACCAAAACCCACCCCUUCGAAAUAAUUAAAAUUAAUAAAUAAUGAAACACAAAACUAUUUAAAAAGAAACAAAUUCAUCUUUUAGUUGUAAAAAUAAUUAGAUCUUGUAGUAUUUUCGUUGGUAUAAGUUAAAUAAGCACAACUUUCCAAAAUCCUUUGCCAGCAUCUUCCACUUGUAUAAAAAUAAUGUUGUUGUAAUAGCAAGACCAAAAGCACAAAACUUUCUUUUACAAUCGUUAUUACUUCGUGCAGAUUCAUUGCAAUAGCUUGUUAUAAAAGAAACAUUUAUUUUUUAUUUAUUUUAAAAGUAUAUUUAUUUACAUUUUUAUAUUAUAAACAAAUAGUUUCUUAAUAAUGCGUCCACAAAUAAUAUUUUUUUUUUCAUCCCGAGUAAGUACAUGUGAGCAAUAUCACUAACACUAAUAAACACUUUCUAUACAAAAUAAAACGUUGGCUAAAAAUAAGCGGAAAAGUAGUACUCUGCUUACAGUGAAGGAAAUGACAAAAAAUCAAUAUGGACACACUUGAAACCAUUACCGGCAUCAUUUUUGAAUGUUUUAUUUUUUUCAAUGGUUCGCGAAAAAAAGUGGCAUUGAAACGAAUCAGACGUAUUGUUUAUACCGCAGAUUUUGUAAAACAAUUUUAUUAUUUUUUGAUUGAAAUCAUCAAUUUUUCGGGCAUCAAAUUGCAGUCUACUAAUAAAAAAAGUAGAUGCCAGGUUUUGAACCUCCUGAUAUGGAGUGUGAUGCGGCUGAGGAAGAAGUGGCGACAUCACUAAGAAUAAAACCAUCCGUGUCUACUGGCGGCAAGGUUAACACAGCAACACAGAUUACAAAUGCUGAAACCAAGGCAAAUGAACGCAAAAGGCAGCGUGUUGAAAGUGCCCUUUGCCCACUUAACAUCGAUAUCUCAGAUUUGUGUGAGAUAUUGUCUAACCACAAACAACAGGACCAAAACCCCUACGGUAUUCUUAGUGUCCUGGCUGAUAUUAACAUACAAAAUGCGGCCCUGACUAAAGAAGCCAAGCCACCGACCAACAAGGAUAGAUUCCUUUCUGCAAAGACGAAAUGGUGCCCCCCUUUAUUUGUUUACAAUGUUAACAUAAAAACAUUUGUAGACAGUCUGAAAACUACUAUUCCUCAUUUUUCAUUCAAAGUCAAGAACAUGAAUUAUAACAAAAAUUGUAGUUCGCAGACCCGGAGGUGCAUACUUCAAUUAUGCCUCUUUUAAGAGCCAAAAACAUUCAUUCCUACUCUUUUAAUCCAAAAGAGUUGAAACAAGUGUCUCUGGUGAUUCGAGGUCUGUAUACAGAUUCUGACAUUCAUGGUAUCAAGUCUAUGUUGGACAGACUUGUACCAGAAACCAUGACAGAAGUGGCUAAAUUCAAAACACCAUCUUCAAUUAAAAACAAUUUUGAAACUGGCCUUUUCUUGGUGACGUUGCGCCCCGGGAAAAAUUUGGAAAAAUUUCACCAGGCAAAUCUUUCGCCAGUAUGUUGAAACCUAUCACAAGACAGAGACAGAAUGGUUAUAAUUUCUUAUACGACUAUUCUGAUAUUGGAGUUGCUAUUGUCAUCAAAGAUACAUUGAAAUAUCAAAGAAUAAGUCUUCCUGGUGUAGGGAUUUAUACUAAUAACUCUGUAAAAAAGUAUUUGGGGGGAUCCAUUUAUAUUCCUUGCUAUUACACAGCUCAGAGAUUGGAAUUUGAUUUAGAUAAGUUGCUUCAUUUGUGUAAUGACUUUGACGGAUUCAUGUUCGGAGGAGACCUGAAUUGGAGAAGCUAAUCUUGGGGAGACUCAACGGAAAACGUAAAUAGAAAAACUCUAUUGAGUUGGCUUAACAAAAAUACAUUGGUUAUUGUCCGGUUUGCGAUGUUUCCCCGUCACAUCCAAACGGCCCAUCGUUCCUCGACCAUUAUCUUCUCAGCUCAAAUCUGAUUGAUGGUUAUAAUUAUAAAAAUUAAAAUUAUUAUUGAGUGCUCAGGAAUAAUUAUGAAUCCACCGUAUACCUUCACUUCAUAUAAAAAUACUGACUGGAACAGCUUUAGAAACAUCCUUGACACCGAAUCUGAGAGGUUGAUGCCUUCAUCAAACUGCAACUUGUCCAACAAUGAGCUGGAUUUCUUAAGGAAUAUAUUGAGGAAUUUAAUCUGAUCUUUGGCACAAUCCAUGGCUCUCAUUCUCAAAAGAUUCAUACAAAUGGACAUAAAUUCCUGCUCUCCGAAAAGGCCAAAAUACUAUUCAAAAGCAAACAUUAACGGCGAAAGGAUCUGAAAAGAAUUUUUCAAAGAGAUGGAAAUAGACAAAGUAGUGGAUAUAGAAUUUUAUCUUAAUAAAUCCAGCGUUUAAAACUAUCAUAGAGGAAACAAUAGCUCAAGAACAAGCCAAACAGUGUAAUGACAGGUUAUCAAAAAUCAAGCUUGGUCCAUCUGCAUUCAAAGAAAUCUAUUCCAUAUCAGGUAAAAGAAAAUCGCCUUUCUGUCAGCAGUUGAAAGUGAAUAAUAAAUGUCAAUGAUCUGUAUUCAAGAGUUUCAUAAUACAUCACUGCAAUGCCAACCCACAUAUACUCAUUUAGUGGCAAUUUCAACUCCAGUGAAAAUCCAGACAGGUGCCACUUCUCUGAUACUGGAAAAAUUAAAUGGGAAAAAGUCAAGUGGCUGCGAAUGAAUUUUUAAUUUUCUUCUAAAAAGAUUUCUAAAUUCUACAAUACAGUUUCUUACCUGUAUAUAGAACAAUUUGUGGUGUGCGGCCUUCCAGCGGUGGGCAUCCCCCUUUAGAUCAUAUGUAUGACUGUUGUGAAUACAUUUGGGCAUAGGAGGACAACCCUGGGAAUCAUGUGUUCAGUGAUUGAAACGGGUGGAAGAGGAGGAGAAGCCGUCAAGGAAGGACUGGUCGAAAGCCUGCCAUGACGGGAAAUUUGAGGGAAAUGGCCGACUUCCUUGCCGGUUUUGCCCUCUCUUGGACCUUGAAGUUGGAGCUGGCUGGAUGUGAAAACCCGCGUGUAAAAUAUAUGGUAAAAAAAAUUGAGUUUUUCUGCCAAGUGACUGCGGUUAAAUUAUAUGCCCUGUGGCACAAAGCAGUGUGAACAACUCCAACCUUGAUAUAAACACCAUAAACCAAGAACAAAACACCAGAGUAAAAGCAAGAAAAUUGGAUUUUUUUUAUUUUCUGUGAAUUUGCGUUGAAGAAAUUCUAUCUUUGGAGCUACAACCUAAAUAUAUAAAAACUACAUGCAAAAAAAAAAAAAGGCUAAAACUACAUGCCGAAUAAUCUUAAAAAUUACGUGUCAGUUAAUCCUAAAAACUACAUACAAUAUAAAGUUACAGCCUAAAAACUACAUGCCAAAUAACCCUAAAGUCUACAUACUACAUAACCUAAAGAUCACUUGCUUCAUAAUCCUAAAAAUUACAUCCUAAAUAAUUCAAAACUUACAGGCUAAAUAAAGCUAAAACCUACAAUUUAAGUGAAGCUUAACUUACAAACUGAAUUGAAUUUACAACCUGAAUAGAGACACGGAAAAUAUAUGAAUUAUAAACAAAAUAAAAAAGAAUAACUACAAUACAUCAGCGUCGGUCAUCAGCCACGUCCAGCCACCAUCGCCACUCCAAUCAACGUGGGAGCUCCUGAUGCUUGCAACCUCCCCGGGUUGCAACGGUAAAUGCCGGACUUCGGACCAAAACGGACGACCUAUAAAGACAACACGUUUUAGUACAGAUUAAUACUACAUAUAUAUUAAUAUAUUUUGGCAAACAAUAUUUGGAUAUAUAUAUUCCUUUUUUUUAUUUUUCUUACCUGAGGGGAGACAAGAGGGGUUAUUUGUCCCAAUCUAGAUUUCGUGGGUUCCGUUUUAGAGGAACCGUAGGCGCUAGGAUCAGAGCUCUAAUCCGGGUAGGUCCUCAGAACGUUGAAUAGGGAGUUGUUGCACACCGGGCGUGUAUCAUCUUGUCGAACCUGAAAAGAAAAAAAAAGGGAAGGUAAUCAGAACAAAUUAUAAAAAAAAGGCUGAAUAUAUUCGUAUACAUCGACAACACGGACGGACAGAACAAAUUACAGACUGUUUCUCAUACGCGGACGAACACCAGCGGCAUCCCGGUCGAGAACGAGGGGGCCAUGCACGGCCAGAGAAGGCGGGCUAUGGAUUACCAGAUCGAGGAAAUUUAAGAUGCCUUUAUUGAACUUUUUUUGAUUCUUUGUUAUGUUAUUUAAUGCCAAUAAAGAGGGCAGUUUUUAUAAUGUUUACACACGAGGAUAGCAUGUGUUAAGCCUAAGGCUAUUUUGAAGGGUGGUGUGGGAAGGAAUGAGUGAGAGGUAAGUGAAGGUACAUCAGCGAAGUUGGGAUGCCCAAUAUAUGGGAAGAGGCAUCAAGGUAUGGGAGCCCACGGGUUCCUUGUGGGUGGGACAAUGCUUGGCGAAACAGCUGCCAAGCAAACUUCGCGGUGAGUGUUUGUAGUUGACAUUUCCGGUACGUGUGAGUUCGUGAUCCUGUUUCCGUUUGGUGUUUUCGUUCUUCUUACAUGUUUCGGGCUCGUUUUUGUUUUGAAUCCCCUAAAAGUCCGAUAUGAUUUAUGUUUUUGUUUCGUGACAGCGUAUGACCCGUGUUGUUGGCAAGAACCUACCCCCAUCCGGCGAGCGAUAACCGCGCUGAAAGCCAGCAUACCGGCAAAGCCGACACCGGGCAAAUAUCAGCUCAGCGUAUGAACCGUGCACGUUACAAAAUGGCGCCCAACGUGGGACCCGAAACUUGUUGUAAUAGUCCUAAUUUCCGUUUGGUCACUCCGUUUUUAUGUUUUGUCGAAAGUGUAGUCCCGGUUAAGUAAGCUUAAGAGUCCUUACCGCGUUGCAUGCUGUAGGCAAGGCGUGAAUUGGUUUGUCUUUACGGAAGGCUAAAGUAUCCGUAAAUUUAUGCUUCGGGAGUCUUAGCCGUUGGUCAGUGAGUGACCGGCUAAUUGCUUUUCGGAAGACAGAGUUUCGCGGAUACUUUCAAAUCAACCUUUAUUGGCAUAGACCCAUAAUUUAAUAUUAAUUUUGUUUGCCCUCGGUAUAAAACGGUGGCGUCCGAGUCGUAAAUGGACCUAGUGGUCCCGCUUAAUCAAGGUUAUUUCCUUGGAAGUGUAGUAGCCGCGGAUACAUUAACGAAUCGGGUUCCGUCGGUUUGAAUCCUUGCCUUUUUUUUUUUGGUACAUAGAUACAAUAGCCCGAAGAUGGUCGUUUUUUUUUUCAGACUUACCUUACUCCGUAUGGAGAGUUUUCAGGCGUAGGGCCAAACUUCAUGCAACCCCAGCGAUCGUGGCUAUAGUCCAGUGGGCUGUGGUGACUGCACAGGGUUAGUCCUUGCUUGUACUGCCGUAUACGUCCAUCUACAUAUCCAUAUCUGUAAUUUUUGUUUCACGAACUCACGCAACCUGGAAAAAUAUCUUUUGUCAAUUUUUGUUUAUAAAUCGUAUAGAAAAUCAAACACUCACCUUAUUUAACCAUUACUUACCUUUCCAGUAGUUCCAUCCUUUCACCACCGAGGACAUACGCUAUCCAUUGAUUUCGCUCGUAGCCCUAAUAGGCGUUGCAAAUUGUUACCACGUUAUCUUUUGGAAAUUCCCUUUACUUUUCCUCUUCUGCUUUAAAUAGGUCGAUUUAUUCCCUUAGUAGCUGGAGGUCGUUUUUAGUUCCAAGUACAUUUUUACAUUCCGUUUUCUCGUUUUUUUUUUAGAGAGUUUUGCUAUUCCUUAUUGGUUCUCCUAUUUAUAAGUUGGUAUUUGAUAUACUUCUUCCUUUUGAUUUAGUGCUGCAUUUAGUUUGGCACGGCCAUAAAAGGAUUUUCCUUUGACCGCUUUUAUUUCCUCGUUCGGAAGUGGUUCCACAUUUUAUACUCAACACUUAGACAUUUUCCGUCUACUUUUAGAUAUUUCGCAUUCGAGUUUUUGCCUCCCUUCAUUUUUACAUUCAAAUGGUGAAUACCCGUUCGACGAUUAGAGGAGAUUCUGACCAUUCCAGAAUGGAGGCAGGAACGUCGCAGGGUCUUCUGGGGAGUACAACUCAGCCAGCUGCGACUCUCACUACGCAAACCAUUACAACGACAACUACAGCGGCGGCUAGCAAUGCCCCGAUCGCAUCGGCAUUUUCCUCGAUUGCUUCGCCACUGCCACCGGGCAUGGAUGACCUGUCACGAUUGUUGAGCAGUACUUUCAGCUCGCAGGGGCAUGUAUCUUCCCCGACUUUUAGUCCACUGACUGGUCUUCACGUCCCUGUGCCUCCGGCAGACCCGGCUAUGAGUGUGGCUAUGCGCCAAAUAAUCAGUUCUGCCGUUGGUCUGGCCCGUGUCGAAUUUGAGAGAGACCAGGCUAGAACGAUGAGUCGUUUGAUACCAACUAUUGUCGAGGCUACCAGACAGUCAUUGGGAGUGGGUAACUCCGUUCCCACCAGUAGCGCAACGAUGGCUCAGAUGACAGCAGGCCAGCCUGGACGACCUCUUUUGGGCCAAGGGCAGCAUAUGUCUCUGGGUCAGAUGCAAACGCAUCCGGGUAGGGGUUUGCCUCAGACACAGCCACCAGUAGCGCCAUAUCAGCGUGCAGAGGCGUUGUAUUCGCAGCCGCCGCCUUUCGUUCCAGGGUCAGGCAUAAGUGCUGUCCCACCACCAUCGAUACCAACACAACCAGUACCGCAGGCAGGCGGACUUGGUUUGCCAUCGGUUUACAGGAAUUCCUGGGGGUCAGGCCGACCCGAUGGCUACACACCAUUUGCUGAAAGGCCGCCGCCGCAUCAGGCGAAUACUAGGGAGCCACCACCACACCCGCCACCGUCGGUGCAACAAACUCAUUUUCCAGGUUCAUCUUCCCAUUUUGGAAGGCCUGGUGGCAGCACCCGUUCUGAGUCGACCGGUAAGCUUAAUUUGGCUAAAUGGGGUGUCAAAUUCGACGGCACUACCAAGACAAUGAAUGUCCACGAGUUCAUUUUCCGAGUAAGCGAACUCAAGCGAGAUUAUGAAUGCCCAGAUGAGGAUUUCAUUACAAAGUUCCAUCAACUUUUGGAAAGCCCGGCCUUGGAUUGGUAUUGGGGGCACCGGAAGUUUGUCCAAUUUCGAGACUGGAACGAACUACAAACGGCACUUCUCAAUCAAUACCAACGUUUCGAGAAUGAGUUCCAAGUGCAAACUCAAAUUCUGAACCGCCGCCAAUUACCUCACGAGUCCUUUGAGGACUUCUAUAACGCUGUUAUGCAACUAAGGACGCAACAGAAGGCACCCUAUUCCGAAAACGAAAUGGUGGAAAUUAUGCGGGGGAACUUGAAGUCGUCUUUGGCCCAGAUGAUUUUUUCAGCACGAAUCUCGAACCUGGGUGAAUUCUACCGAGAUGUGAAAAGGGCGGAAAACUUGAUAGCAAGUCAUAGACAGCAGUAUAGUCGUCCCGGCCCGCCACAAAGAGUACAUGAAUUGGCCUGGGAAGAAGAUUUGCCACCGGAGAUCUUAGAGGUGGAUGCGAUACAGGACAGAACUAAGAUAAAGUGCUGGAACUGCGAGGCCGAAGGUCAUAGUUGGGUAGACUGUGCCGCCCCACGCAAAUAUGUUUGCUAUAGAUGCGGACACGCUGGUGUUACCGUAGCAAAUUGCCCUAAGUGCCAGGGAAACCGACCGAGGGGCUCACCUCAUACUGGGGGGGUGAGGUCCACACCGGUCUAG